Messenger RNA from Elgaria multicarinata webbii, 3991 nucleotides. RefSeq names its product cell division cycle 27 (gene CDC27). Gene Ontology annotation, molecular function: protein binding. The record is from RefSeq and is a predicted model, not a curated record. Bases 267 to 2768 code for a protein of 833 amino acids. NCBI's taxonomy places the organism in Eukaryota, Metazoa, Chordata, Lepidosauria, Squamata, Anguidae. Gene Ontology annotation, cellular component: cytoplasm; anaphase-promoting complex. Gene Ontology annotation, biological process: anaphase-promoting complex-dependent catabolic process; metaphase/anaphase transition of mitotic cell cycle; cell division. The transcript has 19 exons.
CGUGCCUUUCCGUCAGCCGCUCGGGAAGACUCGGCUCCUGACGGGCCGGGGCCUUCUCUUCGUUUACCUUCCCUCCUUCACGGCCCGGUUAACGGUCGCUGCCAGUUUAAAUGAGACGGGGUCCGGGCCGCUGCUACCGCCGCGUCACCCACUGAGGCGGAGUCUGAGUCUGUCAGGAACAGGAGGGGGGAAGAGGAGAGAGAAGGGGCGCCCUCCCCCCACCUCCCUCAUCCGGGUCCUGUCCCUGAGCGGGGAGCUGGGGCAGGAUGACGGUGCUGCAGGAACCCGUCCAGGCUGCUAUAUGGCAAGCGCUUAACCACUAUGCUUAUCGUGACGCAGUGUUUCUGGCAGAGAGACUGUAUGCAGAAGUGCACUCAGAAGAUGCUCUGUUCUUAUUGGCAACCUGUUACUAUCGCUCAGGAAAAGCAUACAAAGCAUACAGGCUCCUUAAAGGACACAGUUGUACCACCCCACAAUGUAAAUAUUUGCUUGCCAAGUGCUGUGUUGACCUCAGCAAACUUGCAGAAGGAGAGCAGAUCUUGUCCGGUGGAGUGUUCAACAAACAGAAAAGUCACGACGACAUUGUGACAGAAUUUGGUGACUCUGCAUGCUUCACACUUUCGCUCCUGGGGCAUGUGUACUGCAAGACAGAUCGGCUUGCCAAAGGAUCUGAAUGUUACCAAAAGAGCCUUAGUUUAAAUCCUUUCCUCUGGUCCCCUUUUGAAUCGCUAUGUGAAAUAGGUGAGAAGCCUGACCCAGACCAAACAUUCAAGUUAACAUCUAUACAGAACUUCAGCAGCUGCUUGCCUAACACAUGCACAACAGUGGUGUCAAAUCACAGCAUACCCCACAGACAGUCAGAGACGGUUCUGAUGGAAACGCCGCAAGACACACUAGAAUUAAACAGACUCAACCUGGAGUCCUCCAACUCUAAGUAUUCCUCCAACACAGAUUCCUCCAUCUCUUAUAUUGACUCGGCUGUAAUUUCACCAGAUGCUGUACCUCUUGGAUCUGGAACUGCCUUCUUAGCUAAACAGGCUCAAAACAAACCAAAAACUGGCCGGAGUCUUCUGGGUGGACCAGCUGCUCUGAGUCCAUUAACACCAAGCUUUGGAAUCUUGCCAUUAGAAACCCCUAGCCCCGGAGAUGGAUCCUAUUUACAAAAUUGCACAAAUUCUUCUUCCGUAAUUGAUGUGCCACCUCCAGGAGCCCCUUCCAAGAAGACUGUCACCAGAAUAAGCCAAGCUGGAACAAAGUCUGUUUUCUCACAAAGCGGCAAUAGCCGGGAAGUAACGCCAAUCCUUGUUGCACAAACGCAAAGUUCAGGCCCACAGACAAGUACAACACCUCAGGUUUUGAGCCCCACCAUUGCUGCACCACCUAAUGUGCUGCCUCGAAGAAGUUCACGCCUGUUCUCUAGUGAUAGUUCUACGACAAAGGAGAAUAGUAAAAAGUUAAAAAUGAAGUUUCCGCCCAAAAUUGCAAACCGAAAGACAAAGUGUAAAACCAAUAAGGGUGGGAUCACACAGCCAAACAUAAAUGAAAGUUUGGAAAUCACCAAACUUGACUCGUCCAUCAUUUCAGAAGGAAAGAUUGCCUCUGUAACACCGCAAAUCCAGGCAUUCACAUUACAGAAAGCAGCAGCAGAAGGUUUGAUGAGCCUUCUUCGUGAUAUGGGGAAAGGGUAUUUAGCCUUGUGUUCUUACAACUGUAAAGAAGCAAUUCAUAUACUGAGUCAUUUGCCUUCUCACCACUACAAUACGGGCUGGGUAUUGUGCCAUAUUGGAAGAGCUUACUUUGAACUUGCAGAAUAUAUGCAGGCUGAGAGGAUAUUCUCUGAAGUAAGAAGGAUUGAAAACUACAGAGUGGAAGGAAUGGAAAUCUACUCAACAACACUAUGGCAUCUACAGAAAGAUGUGGCUCUUUCAGUCCUUUCAAAAGACUUAACAGAUAUGGAUAAAAAUUCACCAGAGGCAUGGUGUGCUGCAGGAAAUUGCUUCAGUUUGCAACGGGAACAUGACAUUGCCAUCAAGUUCUUCCAGAGAGCUAUUCAAGUUGAUCCAAAUUAUGCUUAUGCCUAUACUCUCCUAGGGCAUGAAUUUGUGCUGACAGAGGAACUUGAAAAGGCAUUAGCCUGCUUUAGGAAUGCAAUUAGAAUGAAUCCUAGGCACUAUAAUGCUUGGUAUGGUUUGGGAAUGAUUUACUACAAACAAGAGAAAUUCAGCCUUGCAGAAAUGCAUUUCCAGAAGGCACUUCAUAUCAACCCUCAGAGCUCUGUCUUAUUGUGCCACAUUGGAGUUGUUCAGCAUGCCUUGAAGAAAUCUGAAAAGGCUUUGGAUACUCUGAACAAAGCCAUUAAUAUUGAUCCCAAGAACCCCCUCUGCAAAUUCCAUAGGGCCUCAGUAUUAUUUGCAAACGAGAAGUACAAGUAUGCUUUGCAAGAACUUGAAGAACUGAAGCAGAUUGUUCCCAAAGAAUCUCUUGUUUACUUCUUGAUAGGAAAGGUAUAUAAAAAGUUGGGACAGACCCAUCUUGCACUGAUGAACUUUUCCUGGGCAAUGGACUUGGAUCCCAAAGGAGCCAACAACCAGAUCAAAGAGGCCAUUGAUAAGCGGUACCUACCUGACGAUGAAGAGCCCGUAACACAAGAGGAGCAGAUCAGUGAAUGUUGCCCAUAUGAAUCAGCUGGCACAGACGAGUCCCAGGCCAGCAGCAUGACUGAUGCAGAUGACACACAGCUCCAUGCAGUAGAAAGUGACGAAUUUUAACCCCAAAAGCUUGGGUGUGUAAUUGACUGAUACUGUUGGAUUCUUCCCUUCCCAUCCUGCCACAGAGCCAGCACUGUUCUAAUGCUCUGCCAACACCCCAGGUGCAUCAUUCAUCAGAUUUUAAUUGGCACAGAAUUAAUGGCAAUGCCUUUUGGGUUAUUAUUUGAGCCUGAAUCUGACUCUUUCAUCUUUGUAAACAUGAUUAUUUGAGGAGGAAAGACUUUUUUAACGUCCUUUUUGUUGACAAACCUAUCAUGGAAGAAUGAUUUGCUAUAUGGGAGCUGGGAGAUGUGGUGAAGCAAUUUGUUGCUCUUUCCCCUGAAAUGUGUCUUAGUUUUUGGCUUUUUCAUCUCCAGUUAUGGAAUUCCUCCAUUUCCACAUUCUUCAGAGACAAUUGUGGAAAUACAAGACCGGAAUGUGUUAAAAGACAUUUCUGAAUAUUAUUAGAGUGUAACUUAAAUGGCAGAGAAUGUAAAUUACCUUAAAAACAAUUCUCCUGUGAACACGUUACAGAACAUAUAAAGCCAGUGUCCCUGCUUUUAGAUUUGUCAACCUGCCAGGAUAAAGACUUCCAUAGGAUACUUUAGAAUUCCGCCCAGGAAUUAACUUCUCCAAACUAACUUCCGAAGCAUCAGUUGUUGGUAUUUGUAGACAACUCAAGUCAAUAACAUGAUGUUGGUUGCUUGUCAAGGGCUCCUUGUAAUUGCACCUGACAGUUGAGAAAGUCAAAAUGCUAUUGCAGUUGUAAACUCCUAGCAAAGAUAAGUGUAUGUAGACUUGCAGUGUUGAAAGGAUGCAAUGAAAUAAAUCCACAAAAACAGAAAAUGCCAAGAAGACAAUGGAAGCCUUAAUCCAAUCAAAACCUUACAAUGGUGGUGCAUCCCAUAUCUGUUUGCAGCAGUAUCCCCUUCAAAACUAUUUUGUAAAGUGUUGUCUGAAUGAACAGAUGCAAAAAAAAUUGUGCAAUUAUCUGUCUCCUUUUUUUUUUUUAUCCUGUAAGUUUGAGUACUUCCUCUAUGAUGUCUUGUAGGAAUUUAGACCCCAGGAGUCUAUUUCUGUGAGGAAGGAUGCUAGGCUGUGUUAAAGAAGCCAAAAAUAUCCUCCUUUGUAGCACUCCUGCAACAAAGGUUGAUUGGCCUUUGUGCAGUGACCAUCAAGAAAGUGUAUGAUAACCUUACAGUUUUAAAGAGCAAAUUAUGCACAAUAAAAUGGUUUAAAUUUCA